AUGUCUAGCAGUGAAUACACUCUCAAGCACCUCCCCAACUACAACGGUAGUCAGGGUCCCCUCCUUACCAUCGUUCUCGAUGGCUAUGGACUCGGCCGCCAGGAUGAUGGCGAUUGCGUCCAUCUUGCCGACCCCACCUACAUGGAGAAGCUCGCCAGCGAUGCCCAAGCUCAGAAUCUCUACUGCCAAUUGAAGGCUCACGGCACUGCUGUUGGUCUUCCCAGCGAUGGCGACAUGGGAAACUCCGAGGUUGGCCAUAACGCUCUCGGUUGCGGUCAGUUGGUUGCUCAGGGUGCUAAACUCGUCGCUAACUGCCUUGAUGACGGCUCUAUGUUCAAGUCUAAGAACUUCACCCAUAUUGUCGAUGAGCUCAAGGACGGCUCUGGACGUACCCUGCACUUGUUCGGUCUCCUCUCUGAUGGCAACAUUCACUCCAACAUCGCUCACGUUGAGAAGAUCGUGAAGGAGGUCGCCAAGGAGGGCGUUACUGACGUCCGCGUCCACAUCCUCACUGAUGGUCGUGAUGUCGGAGCCAUGUCGGCUUUGGAGUAUGUCGAGCGUCUCGAGAAGUGCCUCGCUGAGUGCGGUCCCAACUUCAAGAUCGCCUCGGGUGGCGGACGUAUGCAGGUGACCAUGGACCGUUACAACUCCGACUGGAACAUUGUGAAGAGAGGCUAUGAUGCUAUGUGCUUCGGCAUUGUUGAUCCUGCUAUCAACCCCGAGUGCGCCAAGGGCUGGACCGGUAUGUACAAGGACGCUACUACUGCUAUCACUGAGGUCCGCAAGAUGUUCCCUGAGAAGACCGAUCAGAACUACCCCCCUUUUGUGAUUGUCGAUGAGAGCGGCAAGCCUGUUGGUCCCAUCAAGGACGGCGAUGUUGUCAUCUGCUUCAACUUCCGUGGCGAUCGUUCGAUCCAGAUCAGUCGCGCCUUCAUUGAACCCGACUUCGACUGCUUUGAUCGUCGUAACGCCCCUAAGGUUGACUACUAUGGUAUGUUGAUCUAUGAUAACGAUCAGAUGAUCCCCAAGCAGUCCCUUGCUCCCAACCCGGAUAUCAGCCACGUGCUGUCCGAGUAUAUGUUGGCUCAGGGUGUGAAGAUGUACGCCUGCGCCGAGACUCAUAAGUUCGGUCAUGUUACCUUCUUCUGGAAUGGCAACCGUUCGGGCUACAUCGACCCCAAGAUGGAGCUCUACGAGGAGGUUACCUCUGAGUCUAACGAUGCCAUUCAGUACAAUCCCGCCAUGAAGGCUCGUGAGGUCACUGACAAGGUCGUGUCUGCUAUUGAGAAGGACGACUUCAAGUUCUAUCGUGUUAACAUCGCCAACGGUGAUAUGGUCGGUCAUACUGGUCUCAUCCCUCAGACCAUCGAGACCGUCAACGUCAUUGACGAGUGCGUCAAGAAGAUGGUCGAAGCCGUCACCGCCCGUAACGGUAUUGUUGUGAUCACCGCCGAUCACGGCAACUGCGAAGAGAUGAAGGACAAGAAGGGUAACAUUAAGACUAGUCACACUCUCAAUGCCAUCCCCUUCAUCAUUGUUGAUCCCAACUGCCAGGGUAAGUACGUCGUUGACCCCAGCCAGGACCCCAGCAUUGUCGAGCCUGUUGCCGGCAUCACUAACGUUGCCGCUACCUUGUGCAAUCUCCUAGGGUAUGAGCAGCCCUCGAUGUACCGUAAGUCUCUCCUCAAGUUCCAAGAGUAGAUUACUGAAUUCUUACUUGGAUCACGACGAGGCGUCUCGAAGUGUCUCUAGAUAGAGCCUCGGGUGUGCCCUGUUGGUGAGUCAACUUCAUCGUUUCUCAAUGUUCCUUCUACUGUUGAUGACAUAGUUGUGCGUUGCUCUCC
Perkinsus marinus ATCC 50983 is the source of this 1844-nucleotide messenger RNA. Its product is annotated as 2,3-bisphosphoglycerate-independent phosphoglycerate mutase, putative. NCBI's taxonomy places the organism in Eukaryota, Perkinsozoa, Perkinsida, Perkinsidae. The coding region runs from base 1 to 1701 and encodes 566 amino acids. Gene Ontology annotation, cellular component: cytoplasm. Gene Ontology annotation, biological process: glucose catabolic process. Gene Ontology annotation, molecular function: manganese ion binding. The record is from RefSeq and is a predicted model, not a curated record. The transcript has 5 exons.